Molecule: messenger RNA, 3300 nt
Organism: Raphanus sativus (radish)
Lineage: Eukaryota; Viridiplantae; Streptophyta; Magnoliopsida; Brassicales; Brassicaceae
Exons: 4
Coding region: 1-3300 (1099 amino acids)
Molecular function (GO): catalytic activity
Source: RefSeq, a predicted model, not a curated record
AUGAAUAGCAUCCUGCCCACUUGGUGUCUAGAGGAAAACUACGACUUCUCCACUCUUGGAAAAAUCUGGGUUGUCUGGAAGCCAUAUGUGCAGGUCAAAAUUAUUGCUAAGUCCCUGCAGAUGAUCACCUGCUCUGUCAAACUCCCAUUUCAGGCCAGUGAAUUUGCAGUUUCUUUUAUCUACGAUUCUAACUGCAGAAAAGAAAGAAGACUACUAUGGAGUGAGCUGGAAUCUAUCUCCUGCUUGCCUCAGUUAUGCGGUAUCCCCUGGAUUGUGAUGGGGGACUUCAAUGAAAUCAUCAGUCCCUCAGAACACUCUCGAGCAAACCAUCACACCUCCACCAGAGGCAUGCGUGACUUCAGAGACUGCCUUCAACGCUGCUUACUGGCUGAUCUUCAGUUUAGUGGAAGCACGUUUACUUGGUCGAACUCUUCUGUCUCUAAAAAGCUAGACCGUAUCCUCUGCAAUGACGACUGGAUUAGCUCCUUCCCGGAAUCUAUCGCGGUCUUCGGUAAGCCCGGUAUCUCUGAUCACAGUCCUUGCUGUGUGUUCCUUGAUCAGCUCAAGCCUCCUCAGAAGCGCCCCUUCAGAUUCUUUGCCCACCUGAACACCCAUCAAGACUUUCAUGACCUUGUUAAAGCUGUCUGGAGCUCUAUGCCUUUUGAUGGGUCGAAGCAGCUGUGUGUCUCGAAGAAGCUCAAGGAAAUGAAGCCUAUUAUUCGUUCUUUCAACAAAGAAAAAUUUUCAGACCUUGAAAAGCGGGUUCAAGAGGCAUUUCAUCACUUAACUGAUUGCCAGCAACGAGCUGCUCACUCCAAGUGGUUCAAUCUUGCUAAAGCUGAAGAUCGUUUCUUACAUCAACGGUCAAGAGUGCAAUGGUCAGUUGAGGGUGAUGCUGGCACGGCUUUCUUUCAUCGGGCAAUCCGAGCAAGACAGGUCCAAAACCACAUCCACUUCCUUCUGGAUUCUGAUGACCGUAUCAUUGACACUCUUGAGGGCAUAAAAAGUCAUGCUGUCAAUUACUUUCAGCAACUUCUUGGCGGAAUCAACACGCAAACAACCUCCACCCCUGCUGAUAUCGCUUCAAUCAUGCAGGUCAAAUGCUCUGCUGAUACCGUCUCCUCUCUUGCAGCUCCGUUCACUGACCUUGAGAUUGAGAAAGCCUUCUUGUCCCUUCCCAAAAAUAAAUCCCCUGGCCCUGAUGGAUACCCAGCUAAAUUCUUCACUGGCAACUGGACGGCUGUAGGCAGAGAUCUUAUUGAUGCUGUCAAGGAAUUCUUGACCACUGGGGAACUCCUUCAGCAAUGGAACGCGACUCUCCUUAUCCUGGUACCGAAGAAAGCCAAUGCUAAUAGGAUUACGGAGUUUCGACCUAUAGCCUACUGCAACACAAUAUAUAAGGUUGCCUUAAAACUGUUAGCAAACAUGCUAAAGGAUCAUCUCCCGACCCUGAUCUCCACUUCUCAAUCAGCUUUCGUACCUGGUCGCUUGCUGGUGGAAAAUGUCCUUCUUGCCACGGAGCUGGUUGACCUCCAAAAGGCUUUUGACACGCUCGAUUGGGAUUUUAUCCUCUACACACUUGAAGCUCUUGAAUUCCCGCCGGGGUUUAGGAAUCUGAUCAAGAAGUGUUUGACUACUACACGCUUUUCAGUUGCUGUAAACGGAGAGUCAUGCGGUUACUUUAAGGGAACCAGAGGACUCCGGCAGGGUUGUCCUCUCUCGCCAUACCUCUUUGUUAUUGCCCUUGAAGUCUUCACACAACAGUUACGGAGGAGAUAUCUGGAUGGGUCUAUUGGCUACCACCCCAACACAUCAGCUCUUCAAGUCACUCACCUGUCUUUUGCUGAUGACUUGAUGAUCUUUGCGGAUGGUACUGCUGAAUUUGUGCAAUGUAUAGCUGAAACAAUGGAGGAUUUUGCCCUUUGGUCGGGUUUGCGAAUGAACAGAUCAAAAACAGAGCUCUACAUUGCCGGUUUGAACAGUGAUGAAGCAGCAGACAUCUCUUGCCUAGGCUUCACCAUUGGAUCCAUGCCAAUCAGGUACUUGGGACUUCCUCUCAUGUAUAGGAAGCUUCGUCUCCCUGAUUAUAAGCCCCUAAUCGACAAGCUCUCCUCAAACUUCAAUUGUUGGUCGGCCAGAGCGUUAUCUUUUGCAGGAAGAAGGCAACUCCUAUCCUCAGUCAUUUAUGGCUCCAUCAACUUCUGGACAUCAGCCUUCAUUCUACUUAAGAACUGCAUCAAGAAGAUUGAAUCUCUCUGUUCUCAAUUCCUUUGGGGCGGUACUGAAACAAAGAAGUGUAUUGCAAAGAGGCUCUUCACAACCAAAGAUUCACUAUGGGCAACUUGGAUUAAGGAGUACAAGAUAAAAGACUAUAACUUUUGGGCUAUUGAUGAAUCCAAGGCCUCUUCAUCUUUUUGGCGCAGUCUACUCUCCUUGCGGGGUCUGGCAAACCACUUUCUUAAGGCAAAACUGGACAACGGCCAGCAGAUAAGCUUCUGGUAUGAUAAGUGGACGCCGCUUGGACCCCUCAUCAUGCGCUUUGGGGAUUUAGGUCCUAGAGAGCUCCAGAUUGAAGAAUAUGCAUCUGUCGCACAGGCCUGCAACGAUGAGGGUUGGUUACUCAGGGGGGCACGUUCCCAGGCUGCUGAGGAGCUACAACUGCAUCUCACUACCAUUCCUCUGCCCACGCUAAGUGCUACGGAUGAUUCUUAUGUGUGGGAAACGGGUGGAAAUGAGUUGCAGGAGUUCUCUGCUAGCAAAACCUGGAACCAGUUAAGGAACAGAGCCCCUGAACAGCGAUGGACACAAAAUAUUUGGUUCACAGGUCACAUUCCUCGUCAUGUUUUUACUACAUGGGUUGCUUACCAAGAUCGGCUCCCUACUAGAGCUAGACUAGUCAGUUGGGGCAUGAACAUCUCCUCAGCUUGUUGCCUCUGCAAUUUAAUGGAUGAGACCAGGGACCAUUUGUUCCUCCGUUGCGAGUUCAGUGAAACUGUUUGGAGUUAUGUGAUGUGCAGGUUAGGAUACUCUCAUAGAGGGUUCCACUCUUGGAAUGCUCUCUCGGAGUGGAUGAGGUUUCGAGACUCAGUGGUGAGCUUACCGCUCAAGCGCAUCACUGCCCAAGCCACGAUCUCCUGCCUCUGGACCGAAAGGAACAAGCGCCUCCAUGACAACAUCUCCCAACCACCACUGUCCAUCUUCAAAAAGAUUGAUCGCCUCACCAGGGAUGCCAUUCUAGGGAGAAGGAAGAAGACUGCUCUGUUCCAGCACCUGAUGCAAGAAUGGCUCAGAUUUGAGUAG